AACUACUACAAUGGAUAAUAAUGCGAGUAAUUUGUUAAAUUUUAAAAAUACUUGUCGCAUAUGCCUAAAAGCCAAGUCUUGUACAAUAGAUUUAUUUUCUAAACAAGAACAGUCAAAAAAUGUAUUGCACAAAAUAUUUAUAUGUUUUCAGAUUAAACUCGCGCAAAAAAAAUAUUUACCGUCGUUAAUUUGUACAGAAUGUGUAGAAGAACUGAAUGUUACUUGGCAAUUUCGUGAAAAAUGUUUGACGUCCGAAGAAAAGUUUGCAGUACCCACUAAAAAUCUUUUAGAAAGUUGCAUCUUACCAAUAAAUGACAAUUUUUCAGUAAGAGACGGAAAUGUAAACAGAAUCAAAGAGGUUCUAAGAACACAAGAUAGCGCUGAGAGAAUAGAUUUAGACAAAGAGAGUGAUAAAUCUGAAUCUGCAUUAUCCAUUACUGGUAAAAUAACAAAGAUUGAGCUAAACUGCACCAGUUGUAAUAAAACUCUUAAAUCUGAAGCAUCAUUAAUGAGGCAUCAAAUUUCUAUGCAUCAAAAAAGGAAACAUUUAGGUAAAGUGACAGGGUUUGGGUCUACUCGUCGAUAUCACUGUACAAAAUGUCCAUAUGCUACCCCCCACAGUCAGACUUUAAUUAAUCAUAUGAGAAGGCAUAAUGGAGAACGUCCAUAUCAUUGUGACUGUGGAAAAAGUUUUACUCAAUCUUCUAGUCUAGCUGCACAUCGCAAGACUCACAGUACAAUCACAUAUUACACCUGUUCAGUAUGUGGUAAGCAAUUCAAACAUGCAUUUAGUUUGAAGACACACUUACAUGUCCAUGAAAUUGGUAAAUUUCCUUGUAGCAUCUGUAAAAAAUUGCUUAAAUCAAAACCAUCAUAUCAAGCACACAUGCAAAGACAUAAUAACAUACACAAUUAUAGUUGUGAAGACUGUGGAAGAACAUUUGUAACAUGUUCAGAAUUAAUAAAUCAUAAGAAAAAGCAUAAUGUAGUGAAAAAAAUUGAGUGUCAACUGUGUGGAUAUAAAACACAUGCAAAGAAAAAUUUAAAUAUUCAUCUAAAACGGUAAUUUUUUUAUAUUUAAUAAAUACUUCUAAAACUUAAUCAUGAUGAUUUAGAUAUACUUUUUUAUUUGCGUAGCAGAGCCGUGCUGCAGCUUCAUUAGUAGUAUAGUUUUAACACAAAUGAGUCGGUUUGAAUGGGGGAAGGACCACACCCACAUAAAAUAUUAAUGUAAAAUAUCAGCUUAAUGCUGCUGUGUUUCGUAUGUUGAGUGUAAAGAACCGGAGACCCUUUUUUCUGGAAACAAAGCAUUCCAUCUUAGUUCUCAAGGGGGACAACGUGACUGCAUUUUGAUUAAUAAUCAAGGAUAUAUUUAGAUGUCUAUGGGCCACAGUAACCAGUUUCCACCAGGUGGACUGUGUGCUCAUCUGUCACACUUAUCCUAUAAAAAAAAAAUACAAUUUAUGCUUUCUUGUAUUUACAUGAAUAGACCUAUAAUAAAACUAAUUUUAUGGAUUUUAUUGUGGUUAAUUAAAAUAAGUGUGUAAUUAAUUAAAAUAACCUUUGUGCUGAGGAUGUGUGCUCCAGAGUUGGCACCGGUCCUAACACAUUUUUUCCGGUACUCCUACUCCGAAGGCGUAGUCCCAAAUUCAUGGAAGACAGCUUUUGUCCACCCGAUCCCUAAAAAAGGCGACCGCUCAGAUCCAUCCAACUACAGGCCUAUCGCCAUCACCUCCUUGUUCUCCAAAAUAAUGGAAUCCAUUAUUAACUGCCAGCUCAUGCGGCACCAGUUGAUUAGUGACCGCCAAUACGGUUUUCGUCGGGGUCGAUCAGCUGGUGAUCUUCUGGUCUACCUGACCCAUAGAUGGGCGGAGGCAGUAGAGUCCAAGGGGGAGGCGUUGGCCGUUAGUUUGGACAUUGCGAAGGCCUUCGAUCUGGUUUGGCACAAAGAGCUUCUUUUAAAGCUACCUUCCUAUGGGCUUCCCGAGAAAUUUAGCAAUUGGAUCUUCCUUGCAGAUCGCAGCAUCAAGGUCGUUGUAGACAGUGCAUGCUCCGACUACAAAUCUAUCAACGCUGGUAUUCCACAAGACUGUAUGCUAUCACCAACGCUGUUUCUUCUGCAUAUCAAUGAUAUGUUGCUAACUGGUAACAUUCAUUGCUAUGCGGAUGACAGCACUGGUGAUGCUCUAUACACCAGCCGUGCCAAUAUUUCUCGGGAAAACGUCGCCGAGUACUGGGACAAACUUGUGUCUGAAGUCGAGUCUUUGCUGAACAAAGUCUCGGAUUGGGGGCGACUAAAUCUAGUCCAGUUCAAUUCCCAGAAGACACAAAUUUGCGCGAUUACCGCUAAAAAGAACCCCUUUGUCCUAUCUCCUCAGUUUCAAGGCACUCCCCUUGCUGCCUCAGCUAGCAUCAGAAUCCUCGGCGUCGACAUAUCGAAUAGUUUGCAGUUUCGUGGUCACUUGGAAGAGAAGGCCAAAUUGGCCUCUAAAAAGCUUGGCGUGCUCAGCUAAGCCGGACAGUAUUUCAUGCCUGCAAAUUUACAAGACGCAGGUUCGGCCUCACAUUGAAUACUGUUCCCAUCUCUGGGCUGGGGCUCCUCAGUGCCAGCUCCUUCCACUUGACCGCAUCCAGCACAGAGCGGCUCGAAUCGUCGACGACUGAGUCUUUCCGAUCGGCUCGAUUCAUUGGCACUGUGAAGAGAUGUUGCAUCCCUUUGCAUUUUCUUUCGCAUUUACCACAGGGAGUACUCUGAGGAAUUGUUCAGAUUAAUCACAGCCGCCAAAUUUUACGAACACACAUCGUGGUAGUGCGUGGCGUGCAUCUGGAUGUUUAGCGGUCCACCAUUGUGCAAUUUAGAAGAUGUUUUCUUCUUCGCACGACUUCCUUGUGGUAUUGAUUACCAUCAGUGAUUUUUCUGGACCGAUACGACUUAGGGACCUUCAAGAAAAGAGACUACUCCUCUUAAAAGGCCGGCAACGCAUCUGCAAUUCCCCUGGUGUUGCAGUUGUUCAUGGGCGGCGGUAGUCACCUGCCAUCAGAUGCUUGCUCGUUUGCCCCCUC
Molecule: messenger RNA, 3063 nt
Organism: Parnassius mnemosyne (clouded apollo)
Lineage: Eukaryota; Metazoa; Arthropoda; Insecta; Lepidoptera; Papilionidae
Source: the annotation of a GenBank genome assembly